AUGUUAGCAGUUCAAUCUAUAUUAAUACUUAUUAAUCCUUAUGUUCAUUCUUUACAGAUACUUCGAGAUAAUUCAUCUCAUACUGCAUCACUCAAACUAUGUGAAAACACUUCUACUGGUGAGAUCGCUACAAUAAUAUAUACAAAUAAUACUGUUAAUAUAUCGCCACGAAGCAUUAUUAUUUGGCACCACUCAGAUUCUUUAUCUAAAUUUAUAAAUAUUCUUAGCUCUCAAUAUGAGCCACUCCAAUAUCUACUACUUUUUCCUCAUAGAACACCAGGGUGGCAUCCCAAUAAUUGCUAUAAUUUGUCACAGAUUGAUUGGUAUCGAUGUCAUUUAUUACAUGAGCAGCGGUUUUUAAUAUUUAGAAGGUUGACAUCUGAAUAUUUAGUGGACAUAUCAACUACUGCAAUUAUUGAAGACGAUUUUGAAGAUAAAGAUGAUAGAGAUAAAAAAAAAAAUCUACACCUUCCCGCCUCAUUCUUAGGAUCAAAAAGGUGGUGUUCUACUCGCGUUGCCAAUGCCCUUGCACUUGCUU
Molecule: messenger RNA, 538 nt
Organism: Racocetra persica
Lineage: Eukaryota; Fungi; Glomeromycota; Glomeromycetes; Diversisporales; Gigasporaceae
Source: the annotation of a GenBank genome assembly